AUGCUCUACCUAGCCAGCUGGCUAGCCCUGCUUCCGCUCCUGUUGCUGUCUCUCCUUUCUUCCGUACACGCUGUCUCCAAAAACCUUGUUCCGACAACCUGGUCUGAAAAUUUUCCUCCAUGCGGCCUGUCAUGUUCGACCCUGUACGCUGCCCAGGAUACGUGUCUUGAGAACACCGAUUCGUCAACUUGGGUGACAUGCUUCUGCUCUUCGUCUCGCAUCUCGACACUUAAAACGAAUGGCAGUGUCUGCGAAAGCGUCUGCACUACUUCGUCCGAGCAGGAGGUCUUGUCGCAGUGGUAUGUCAACUACUGUAAUUCGGACGGAAAGGAUACCGGCGCUGCCACAACAACAACAAAAACAACCAGCAGCGCUACUGCUACAAGCACCUCAAGCUCAACAAGCACUGGCUCAAGCUUGAGCUCGUCAAGUUCGGACACCGGCAAAUCCUGGUGGGACUCACACUACAGAUGGAUAAUAAUGCUGAUAGUGCUGGUCUUCGGCUUCGCGGCCCUAGCGGUCCUAGGCGCCUGGCUCAAGCGCCGUUACGACGCAAAACACCCAGGUCUCUACCACGCCGCCGGAACCGGCGCAAACGACAGCAAUGCAGCCCUGCCCAACGCAAUCAGAAUCGUGAACCCCGGCCCCGUUUCCUGGGGUCGUUCUGCUGCUCGUGCGCAGUCUGACCUGCAGUCUACGACUAUGGCGCAGGUUGUGCCGGAUUCGCUGGCUAGUAGCUCGCGCACUGAGGUUGCUAGUUCUGGGGACAAUCGUGUGAAUACUGGGUCGACGUUGCAGAAAUUGCCGCAGUCUGUUUCUGAUGUACAGAUCCGGUCUGUCUCGCGUGGAUAG
This is a messenger RNA of Penicillium taxi, 852 nucleotides long. RefSeq lists its product as uncharacterized. The coding region runs from base 1 to 852 and encodes 283 amino acids. Lineage: Eukaryota; Fungi; Ascomycota; Eurotiomycetes; Eurotiales; Aspergillaceae. The record is from RefSeq and is a predicted model, not a curated record. The transcript has 2 exons.